CGACGGAGACGUGGGUGUUAAAAAGGCCUUAUCCACGCUGUCACGUCAGCAGCAUAUACUCGGUAUUCUACUUAUCCCCGCCCACAGUUUUCUCGGUUCCACCUUCUUUCUCCCAUCGUCCCCCUUCGGUGUUUGCAACCAAUAUUUUUCCUAAUCCAUUUCUUGAUUUCCUCUCAUCAAUGCUUAAUCCUAAUCCCUUAAAACCCACUCAACAACUCGAUGAAUCGGUCUCUUUAUUCUCUUCUUGACCCAUCGAAACCGUUUAUUCCAUCGUUUCCAGAUCCUAGUGCACAAUUUUAGCCUAGUUUCUCGUUUGGGUUCUUUCAAAUUGACGAGUUUUGAUACGAAAUCGUAUCUUUUGGUGAAUGUACGAGGCUUCGAAAUCGAAUCUCAGAUUGUGGUGUAUUGAUUGAUAACCUAAUAUUUGGUGAAUUCAAGUGUGCUCUGUUCUGAUCGGUGGGUCUGCUUUCAAGUUGAAUUAAAUUCAUAAAAACUGAAUCUUGAAAAAAUUUCAAGGGUUUCUUGGUUUGAUUUCAAGUUUUGAGUAUGGUGGCUAUAAAAAUUGGGAUGCUUCACUAUGUAUUGGACCAUGUAUAUGGUGCAUUCAUGCACAGAACAAAACUAAGCACACCGUUCUUUUCAAGAGGAUGGGGUGGCACAAAGCUUGAUCUUUUAGAACGAAUGAUUCGACAGAUUUUCCCAGUAGUUGAAGGCCAAAAUUGGCCUCCAAGAUUGAUUCAACCCGUUUGGAAAACAGUUUGGGAAACCAAAAGUGCUUGUUUGAAAGAAGGUGUUUUCAGGACCCCUUGUGAUGAACAACUUAUCAAUGCAUUGCCUCCUGAGAGUCACAUUGCAAGAGUUGCUUUUCUAGCCCCAAAAUUUGUCCCAACUCACAAAAUGGCUUGUGUUGUUCAUCUCGCAGGUACUGGGGACCAUAGUUUUGAGCGAAGGUUGCGACUUGGUGGGCCACUUUUGAAGGAAAAUAUAGCAACAAUGGUUCUUGAGAGCCCUUUUUAUGGACAAAGGCGCCCAUUUCUGCAAAGUGGGUCAAAAUUGUUAUGUGUGAGUGAUUUGCUGUUAUUAGGAAGAGCUACCAUUGAAGAAGCACGCAGUCUCCUACAUUGGUUGGAUUCUGAAGCAGGUUUUGGUAAAAUGGGCGUUUGUGGUCUAAGCAUGGGUGGAGUACAUGCUGCCAUGGUUGGAUCAUUACAUCCUACACCUAUUGCUACAUUUCCAUUUCUAUCCCCGCAUUCUGCUGUUGUGGCAUUCUGUGAAGGGGUAUUAAAGCAUGCAACAGCAUGGGAAGCACUAAGAGAUGAUCUUUCAGUGCAUAAUGCUGGUAUGACACUUGAUGAAGUAAGAGAGCGGAUGAGAAACGUAUUGUCUCUCACAGAUGUCACACGUUUCCCAAUACCCAAAAACCCUGACGCUGUUAUUCUUGUUGCAGCCACUGAUGAUGGAUACAUACCCAAACACUCAGUGUUGGAGGUGCAAAGAGCUUGGCCAGGAUCUGAAGUGAGAUGGGUGACAGGUGGACAUGUGUCAUCGUUCAUUCUUCACAAUGGGGAGUUCAGAAGAGCCAUUAGAGACGGGUUAAACAGAUUACAGUGGAAGGAGUCUCCUUUAUGAUAUUGUCAGGUGUGAAUGAAAAGACAAACAAGAUACUAACCUGUAAAGUUGAUACAAAACAGGAAGGAAUAGAUUUGUCUUGUACAUUGUUGUGCUGAGUGGUUUGAUUUUAACAAUUUGAUUAUCUUCAUUUGAUUUUAAAUGAUUUAGUCUUUGUAACUCCUGUAAUUGAUAUAUUAUUUUGGUUUUGUUUUAAUCAAAUUAACUAGGAUAUUGCUGAAAUUAAAGAUCAAAAUGACAAAUAAAAUGUCUGUCUUUGCAGUUUUUGUUGA
Lactuca sativa (garden lettuce) is the source of this 1901-nucleotide messenger RNA. Its product is annotated as alpha/beta hydrolase family protein. The record is from RefSeq and is a predicted model, not a curated record. Lineage: Eukaryota; Viridiplantae; Streptophyta; Magnoliopsida; Asterales; Asteraceae.